Molecule: messenger RNA, 1100 nt
Organism: Lipotes vexillifer (Yangtze River dolphin)
Lineage: Eukaryota; Metazoa; Chordata; Mammalia; Artiodactyla; Lipotidae
Gene: STARD4
Product: StAR related lipid transfer domain containing 4
Exons: 5
Coding region: 4-630 (208 amino acids)
Biological process (GO): cholesterol import; cholesterol transport involved in cholesterol storage; intracellular cholesterol transport
Cellular component (GO): endoplasmic reticulum; cytosol
Molecular function (GO): cholesterol transfer activity; cholesterol binding
Source: RefSeq, a predicted model, not a curated record
CAAAUGGAAGACCUGCCUGAUGCAGCUGUUUUGGCGACUAGACUUAAAAACACUCUCAUCCAAUACCACAGCCUUGAAGAUGACAAGUGGCGAGUUGCUAAGAAAAUGAAAGGUGUAACAAUUUGGAGGAAACCUUCAGAAGAAUUUAAUGGAUAUCUCUUCAAAGCUCAAGGUGUUAUAGACGAUGUCGUCAAUAGUGUAAUAGACCAUAUACGCCCAGGUCCCUGUCGCUUGGAUUGGGACAGCUUAAUGACCUCAUUGGAUAUUUUGGAGUACUUUGAAGAGAAUUGCUGUGUGAUGCGUUAUACUACUGCUGGUCAGCUUUGGAAUAUAAUUUCCCCAAGAGAGUUUGUUGACUUCUCCUAUACUGUGGACUAUAAAGAAGGGCUUUUAUCCUGUGGGAUAAGUCUUGACUGGAGUGAAAAGAGAUCAGAAUUUGUCCGUGGAUAUAACCAUCCCUGUGGUUGGUUUUGUGUUCCUCUUAAAGACAGUCCAAACCGGAGUCUUUUGACAGGCUAUAUUCAGACGGAACUGCGUGGAAUGAUUCCCCAGUCUGCAGUAGAUACAGCCAUGGCAAGCACUUUAAUCAACUUCUAUGGUGAUUUACAAAAAGCCUUACAAAAGGCAUAAUAUGUUUAAACUUAUAGUAUUAUAUUCCCUGAAUCAACUCUCUCCCUUAGCUGCAUGGCCUGUAAAAAUCAUCCUUUCCUGUCUUCUGCAUAGCCUGUAGAAGAUUUUGAGAUGUUUUUGGUUUAUUUUAUUCCUAAAGUAAAUAGCUAUCUAGUGUGGGCAUUUCAGUUUUCCUAAACAGUUAUUUGCACAUUGUUUGGUAUGGUGAUAUGUCUAGGAAUGGAGAGUAUGACAGAAAUCCACCAAGAAGUAGAUAUAGUUCUUUGACACAAACUCUUAAGAAAUUGAAUAGUGCCUCAGUGUGAAUAUUUUGGCUACUUAGAAAUUAGAGAAAGCCAAGCUUCGUGCUGGUAGGUUAAAAUCACCUAUUUUAGAGCUUUAUGAACAUUCUGUAAAAGUUUUAAUUUUGGGAGGAGUUAAAUAUUAAUGCUUUACUUCUCGUAUGCUCUAUGAGUUUAACAAUAUCUUGG